AUGGCCUCCAUUCCGUGUCAAAUUUGCGGUAAACCAGGCCAUGGAACGCAUUUCGGAGCCGUCAGUUGUCGGGCGUGCGCCGCCUUCUUCAGGUAACCCAAAAAUUGAACCGGAAACGGAAUUGUCGGUUUUUGAGAAGAAGUAUCAUCGAUAACAGUGAUGCAACUUUCAAAUGUUUGCGUGGAAACGACGAUUGUUCGCUGAAGUUUGUGGGAAAGUGAGUUUUGGAAGGAAAAUAUUGGCAAAUGACGCAAUUUGUAUAGGUUUUACUGCAAAAAGUGUCGGUUGCAAACGUGUUUCGAUAAAGGAAUGGAUCCGAAGCGUGAGUUUCUUAGAUUUAUAGAAAGAUUUAACCAAAAAGGUAUACCUGAACACUUUAUUCGAUGAUUUCUUCAAAACCUCAUCAUCUUGAGUGAUAUUGACUAAAAAUUGAGAGGCUACGCUCAAAAACCCCGAUGAAUUUCUCUGAGAUUUCUCAAAACUUUGCUGAAAUUGAGUAGUUUUCAGAUUUCCAACACGGCCGCGACAAAAUCAAAGCGCCGUCCCCGCCGAUCAUCCCCGAAUCGAUGUCCACGUUCGUCGGAAGGCCCGCCUUCAUCAUCCACUGCGUUCCGAGUGCCGGCCUCAAAAAAUCGAUGGUCGACGUGACGGAUUUGAUCGAAAAAGCGGCCGAUUUACUGCGAUUCGGAGCGCCGUCCGUCUCGAUCGAAUGCUUGGGAAUUCUGGAGAAAAUGAGCAGGGCGCACAGAUUGGCUCAAAAAACCGAGAACGGAUUGGAUUUCCAGCAAGUUCCAGUUUUGGGCGAGCGCUUCUUUUUGCAUUACUGGGAAACGGAUCUGUUGAAGACUGCGAAAUGGCUGACACACUUUGACGGAUUCCAAUGUUUGCCACUGGCCGUCCAGCUCCAGGUACUGAUGGCCACGUGGCAUCUGCGUGCCCGGUUGGACCGCCUGAGCACGACUGCAAAGUUACGGAAGAACGCGAGGAUCGGAGAGCACAAGUUUAUGAUCGAUAAUAGAGUGUUUUUGGAUUUGAAAAGCUGUAAAUUGGAUGUUUCUUGGUGCUCAAAGUACACGAAUGACGAGAUCAAGUUGUGAGUCUUACGAUGUUUUUACAGUUGACAACUUUUACUGUAUGUCUUGUGAAAUGCGCUACAGUAACCUUAGAAGUGGUCGUACAGAAAAAUGAUCAACUACAAAAGUGUAGUUCUAGAUGUGAACAACAUUUUUGCAAUUGACAACUUGUUUCCAUAAUUACUCCUAAGCUCAUUGUAUGUCUUAGAAGUUCGCGCUGAAAUGCAGUAGCUAUUGUUAACUUCAAAGUUGUUGUUUUUUUCAGUUUCCUAGAAGAGUCCGACGAUUGGGUCCACAACGAAUUGGUGCAAUAUCUGGAAGACUUGAAUCCGUCAGACAUUGAAAUCAGUUUUAUGAUGUGUCAAUUAUGUUUCCAUUACGCUGGAAAACGUUUUCAAGGGGACGUACUCGUCAAAAUGGAACAAUUCGAGGAUGUGAUUUCGGACGACCUGCACAAGUACUAUGAGAAUCAGAAUGUUCGAAACUACUCGGAACGGCUCGGCAAAAUGAUGAAGAUCAACAAUAUGCUGCAGAAGAUUAUAUGGGAGAAACGAUGGAAGACGGAACUCGCGAAGACGUUCGACAUCUUCUACGUCGACUUUUCACAUCCGGAAAUGUUUCAAGAUUGCUGUUGA
Molecule: messenger RNA, 1708 nt
Organism: Caenorhabditis sp. 36 PRJEB53466
Lineage: Eukaryota; Metazoa; Nematoda; Chromadorea; Rhabditida; Rhabditidae
Source: the annotation of a GenBank genome assembly